GAGCAGCCUCCUUUGGGACAGCUGCUCAGGGUGAAUUCAGCAAGUCAGGAGCCGGCAGUAAUUACUCUGAGCAGAGGGUGGCUCGUGGGAGGAGUUCGGCUUGCUAAGUAUUUAAGUACUGUCAUUUGCUGAGGGAAGGUGUGCACUCCAGAAGGAGUUUAACCUGGAGAAUCUUGAACUCCUUCAGUCAGCUGGCGAAGGGUGGUGGCUCGGCAAUUUCAAGUUCGUCCUGGACGCAUCUUCUGCUUGGGAAGGUCAGGGAGGAGUGGAAUUACUUUUCCAUGGGGGACCAGUUUGAGAAGGGCCAGCAAGCUUUGCUCAAUGAAGGAGAAGAGAAUGAGAUGGAGAUAUUUGGCUACCGGACUCAAAGCUGCCGGAAAACCCUCUGCCUCGCUGGCUCCAUUUUCUCCUUCGGGAUUCUCCCCUUGGUGUUUUACUGGAGACCCGCUUGGCACGUGUGGGCAAACUGCAUCCCGUGUUCCUUGCAAGAAGCAGAUGUCGUGCUGCUGAGGACAACAGAUGAAUUCCAGACUUACUCUUGGAAAAAGGUAGUGUGGAUCUGCCUGUCCACAUUAAACAGCACAUUUCCUCUCACUCCCAACCACCCCCUCAUCUCCGAUGAGGAGUAUAUCAUCAACAGAGCCAUAAGGAAGCCAGACCUAAAGGUGAGAUGUAUAAAAGUGCAGAAAAUAAGAUAUGUUUGGAACAACUUAGAAGGACAGUUCCAGAAAAUUGGCUCUUUGGAAGACUGGCUCAGUUCUGCCAAGAUACAUCUAAAAUUUGGAUCAGGUUUAACAACAGAAGAACAAGAGAUUAGGAGGUUAAUAUGUGGACCAAACACUAUCGAUGUUGAAAUCACACCAAUUUGGAAACUGCUCAUCAAAGAGGUUUUAAAUCCAUUUUACAUAUUUCAACUCUUCAGUGUCUGUUUGUGGUUUAGUGAAGACUAUAAGGAGUAUGCUUUUGCCAUCAUAAUCAUGUCCAUCAUUUCCAUAGCUUUGACAGUGUAUGAUCUCAGAGAGCAAUCCGUAAAGCUCCACCGUUUAGUUGAAUCACAUAAUAGCAUUACAGUCUCUGUAUUUGGGAGAAAAGCUGGAGUCCAGGCGCUGGAAUCACGCUUCCUGGUACCUGGAGAUCUAUUAAUUUUGACAGGGAACAAAUUACAAAUGCCAUGUGAUGCCGUUUUGAUUGAUGGCAGCUGUGUGGUAGAUGAAGGCAUGCUGACAGGAGAAAGUAUUCCGGUCACUAAAACUCCGUUACCUAAGAUGGAUGGCUCUGUGCCCUGGAAAACACAGAGUGAAGCGGAUUACAAACGGCAUGUCCUCUUCUGUGGAACAGAUGUUAUUCAGGCCAAGGCAUCUUGCUCUGGGACCGUGAAAGCAGUGGUCCUGCAGACGGGAUUCAACACUGCGAAGGGGGACCUCGUGAGAUCCAUUCUCUACCCCAAGCCGAUGAAUUUUAAGCUCUACAGGGACGCCAUCAUGUUCCUCCUGUGCCUUGUAGGGACAGCCACCAUUGGGAUGAUCUAUACUUUGUGUGUCUUUGUGCUCAGUGGGGAACCCCCUGAGGAGGUGGUGAAGAAAGCCCUGGAUGUCAUCACCAUUGCAGUUCCUCCUGCUCUACCUGCUGCUCUGACCACGGGCAUUAUCUAUGCCCAGCGGAGGCUGAAGAAGAGAGGCAUCUUUUGCAUUAGCCCCCAGAGGAUCAAUGUAUGUGGACAAUUAAACCUUGUCUGCUUUGACAAGACAGGCACCUUGACAAGGGAUGGCUUGGAUCUCUGGGGAGUCGUGCCCUGUGAUGGGAAUGGCUUCCAGGAAGUCCACAGCUUUGCCUCGGGCAGGGCUUUGCCAUGGGGCCCCCUGUGUGCGGCCAUGGCCAGCUGCCACUCCCUGAUCCUCCUGGACGGGACCAUCCAGGGAGACCCACUGGACCUCAAGAUGUUUGAAGCCACCUCCUGGGAAAUGGCGAUUUCCGGGGACAAUUUCCACAUCAAGGGAUUGCCGGCAUAUGCCAUGGUCGUUAAGCCCUGCAAGACAGUCAGCCAGGUCCCAGUGGAAGGAAUUGCAAUCCUGCAUCAGUUCCCAUUCUCAUCAGCGCUGCAGAGGAUGACAGUCAUUGUCCAAGAGAUGGGGGGUGACCGGCUGGCAUUCAUGAAAGGCGCACCAGAGAGGGUGGCCAGCUUUUGCCAACCAGAGACAAUACCAACUAGUUUUGUUAGUGAACUUCAGAUUUACACGACACAGGGCUUCCGGGUCAUAGGACUCGCCUACAAAAAGCUGGAAAUGGACCACCAUACCACUGCCUUGAUGAGGGACCAGGUAGAAUCAGAUCUGAUAUUUUUAGGACUAUUGAUCUUGGAGAAUCGAUUAAAGGAAGAAACAAAACCUGUCCUGGAAGAGCUCAUCUCUGCCCGGAUAAGGACCGUCAUGAUCACAGGUGACAAUCUUCAGACUGCAAUAACAGUGGCCAGAAAGUCUGGGAUGGUUUCUGAAAACCAGAAAGUCAUUCUCAUUGAAGCAGAUGAAACUACUGGGUCCUCAUCAGCAUCUGUAUCUUGGAAAUUAGUAGAAGAGAAGAAGCACAUGGCAUACAGGAAUCAGCAGGACAAUUACAUUAACAUCAGGGAAGACAUCUCUGAUAAUAGCAGAGGAGGAAGUUACCAUUUUGCCCUAAGUGGAAAAUCCUUUCAGGUUAUAAGUCAACAUUUCAGCAGCCUACUGCCAAAGAUACUGAUCAAUGGGACCAUCUUUGCCAGAAUGUCUCCUGGGCAGAAAUCUAGUCUGGUGGAAGAAUUUCAGAAGCUGGAUUACUUUGUAGGUAUGUGUGGUGACGGAGCCAAUGACUGUGGGGCUUUGAAAAUGGCUCAUGUGGGCAUCUCUUUAUCAGAGCAAGAGGCAUCCGUGGCCUCGCCUUUCACUUCCAAAACUCCAAACAUUGAGUGUGUACCGCACCUUAUCAAGGAAGGACGUGCAGCUCUCGUUACGUCAUUUUGCAUGUUUAAGUACAUGGCUCUGUACAGCAUGAUUCAGUAUAUCGGUGUUCUGCUGCUCUACUGGGAGACAAACAGCCUUUCAAAUUACCAGUUUCUGUUCCAGGAUCUGGCCAUUACAACUCUAAUUGGUGUAACAAUGAAUUUGAAUGGUGCCUAUCCCAAGCUGGUGCCUUUCAGACCUGCAGGACGGCUGAUCUCCCCACCUCUGCUACUCUCUGUGAUUUUCAACAUUCUUCUCAGCCUGGCCAUGCACAUUGUGGGCUUCAUUCUGGUACAGAGGCAGCCUUGGUAUUCCAUGGAGAUGCACAGUGCCUGCACGAUGCGAAAUGAAACCAUCUCAAAGUUCACCGUUUCUCCAACUGCUCCAGAAAAGAAUGGAAGUAACGGUGACUUCCCAAGUUUUGAGAAUACUACUAUAUGGUUCUUGGGAACAAUCAAUUGCAUCAUUGUGGCUCUUGUCUUCUCUAAAGGAAAACCAUUCAGGCAGCCCACCUACAGAAACUAUAUAUUUGUCCUUGUACUGGCCGUACAGCUGGGUGUGUGUCUAUUCAUUCUAUUUGCUGAUUUUCCAGACUUAUAUAGGCGUUUGGAUCUGCUCUGCACGCCUGCCCUGUGGAGGCUCUACAUCGUCGUUAUGCUCAGCUCCAAUUUCAUCGUGUCCCUUAUUGUGGAGGAGGCCAUUAUUGAAAAUAGAGCCCUGUGGAUGAUAAUCAAAAGAUGUUUUGGCUAUCAAUCAAAAAGCCAGUAUCGGAUAUGGCAGAGAGCCCUGGCAGAUGACCCCAGUUGGCCCCCGAUAAACCAGACCUCCUACUCUGACAUGCCCAGAUGUGGCAGGGGUGUGUCUUACAGCAACCCGGUGUUUGAGAGCAACGAGGAACAGCUGUGAAGGCAAUGUGAUAUCCAAGGUUAUAUAGCAUAGAAACGAUGACUAAAGGGACCAUUUUCAGUGAUUUUUUAAGCAAUGAGACUCUUAGAACAUUCAGCUGGAGUUUUGGGAAUUAAAAACUUCCCCAAUCAUGGUGACAAAUUAAAAUCUUUUUGGUAAAAUACUUUCUAUGGAGCAGAACACUGCCCUAGGAGAGUGUUUUCUCUUGGCUUCUGAAAGUACUAGAGGUGUUCUGUGAAUCGAGAAUGUCCCAGGGAUGGCAAUGAGCCAAGAGAUUGGGAGGCUGAAGGAGGAGUGUAGGUAAUCUUUCUUCUUAGAUAACGUAUUUGUUAAAUGAGUUGAGGGUAUAUAGCAUAGAAUUGUAACAUGUUAAAGAUCAUUUUUUGAAUUGUUAUUUCAUUGAUGGAAAAACAAACACACGAGAACCGUCAUACCGAUCUUCACUGCCUGGUUUCCUUCUCUUUGUGGUGCUUUUCAGAUCUGAGAUGUUUCCUUCCAUUUCUGGACUUCUGCGUAUUGGUCAGGAUAGGCUAAGUGGAUGCUGCAAUAACAGGCAACUCCAGGAUCUCAGUGCCUUAACAUUCAAGAGCUUCUUUCUUGGUCCAGGUGACUCUUUAGAGUAGCUCUCCUUGAAGUGGUGACAGCUCCAGCCUGAUGGCUCCACCAACUCAACACAAGGACUCCACAUGUGCCGUGAGAGGGGGAGGAAGAUGGGGGGUUCUUCACUGCCUCAGCCCGAAGUAGCCCGUAUCGCUUCCAUCACUCACACCCCAUUAACCAGGGAUUUGGCAAAGGAGCUGGGAAGUACUGUCUUUACUAGGGCUGGCUUCAUGGGCAUGUGAUCUGGCAGUCAUACGGGGCCUCCUGCUCAAAAGGGCCCCAUACUUGGUUUAAUACUGUGCUGUUGCCUUCUAUAAAUUCUUAAUUUUUGAGUAAGGGUCCCCACACUUUUGUUUUGCAUCAGGCCCCACCAAUUGUGUAGUUGGUCUGGUUUGUAUUCCUGGGAAAGAAAGGAAAGUAGCACAUAUCAAAGAGCACGAAUACCAUCCACUAAACUCUGUCUCCUGACCCUGUGAACGUCUGUGUUCUAGGACCCCUUGUCUCACAUGCACAACUCCCAGAAUUUUCACCCCUCUGCUCUGUUAUUUUUGAGAAAAGUUAAUCUCUUGCAUCAACAUUCUACAUUGCCAUUAACAUAUGUCCUCCUGCAAUCUACACAUUUCUUAAGUUUGAGGCUUUAGUUUUCAGAAAACAAAAAUCUCCCUUAUCUUCUCACGACUACAAUUUGGGUAUAUUGGGUUCAUUCAACAUGGACAGCACCCAGGUUUCUGGAAGCUCAGCAGGCAACACUGAAUUCUAGAAAACCAUCCACAAAUAAUAUUCGAAAGCUAAAGAAAACUUUCCAUGUUCUGGGCAGGGAGUGAGUCCCUGACUGGCUUUGCUACUUACCAAGAGCAUCUGGAAGCUUUCCCUUUCCCCGGCUGAACUCCUGAGCAUGGGUGGUCACCCUGUGACUGCAGAUAAUUCUGGGGACAUGGUGUUUCUCAGCCACAAAGUUACCUGGUUGCUUCUGGUUUUAAAAUAGGGUGUGAAGAAUCAUUAAAACAGAAUGCAGACUCUGUCUUCCUUGGUACAGAAAGAAAUGUUUCCUUCUACAAAGUCAGCCUGAGUGGUGAGAUGGCAGCUCUAUAUGUCUCUUCCUAAAACUGAUAGUUUUAUUCCUUUUUCAAAUAUUGUGGGCAGGGACAAGCUACAGUCUACUGAUGAGCAAGAGUAGGGUGCUCCGGUCAUACUUUGAGGAGCCCCUCACCUAAUGCUGUCAUCUCUAGCCAUCUGAAUUAUGAUAUUCUUCCAGGACUCAGACAAGGAAGGGCUUACCAUCCCCACCUUGCAGGUGAGAAAGCUGGGAUUCACGGAGAAGAGAGCACACCCAGAGCACAGACACAGCUCUUCUGAGUGAACCUUCUGUUACUUCCAAAUACCUCCCAAUUACUGAGCUCCAGCAGGGCAGGGUGCAUGGCGUGACGUCGCCAUCAAACAAAGAGUGAAUAUCUUAUUUGCCAGGUACAAGGAGGCGAGCCUUUGCAAAUACCAGGGCCUUCUGUUCAAAUGAAUGCCAGGAAGCCUGCCAGACUGGGGCUAGUGUGUUCAAAACAAAACAAAACCCUGAACCACAGGGCUUUGUCUGUUUGUUUUUCUGAAACUCGGAGUUGCUUUUGUCUUGACCCGAAGUGAUUCCACCCUCAGAGAGUCAGACACAGCUGGUGAGGAACAGGGAUGGAGGACUCUGGUUCCUCACUGGCCAACCAGCCCUAGAGUCUUUGCAAAAGGGACUCCUUCUAAAGAUGGUUCUUGAGACUAACUACAUCUCAGAUGCAGUAAGGGAAAGAGCAGGAAGUGUUUAGCUUGGGAAAAUGGGCGUUCACGGCACGGGAGAAUUGCAUUCAAAUACUUGAAGAGAUUACCUUGAGGACAAAAGCACUGACCUGGACUGAGUGUCACCACCUGUGGGUGAAGAGCAGGCUGGGAAGCACUUCAGGUCAGCACGGCCAGAGGAGGAAGCCGGUGACCUCACGAGGUGUGAGCUCCGUGACGUUGGUGGUUCCAGUGGAUAUUCAAAGACUAAUUAGCAAAGGAGGUCAAGUAUCGGAUGAAACUCAGUUACCUGCGGGACUCCUUUCAGGCUCGAUACGCCCAGUGUGUCAUUCUCAGGCUGCGGUGGGAACCCUUGGCUACUGCUGCCCGCACGGAACAUGAGACUGAGCCUGUGGGAAGCGGGGCUGGGGAGGUCCCAUGGUGUGACCUGACCGCUCUGUACCUUGGAGGGUGGCUUCUGAUGGGAACAGGAACCUGGAAAAGACGUGCACAGUGAGGGGUCCUGACUGCCAAAUUAACAGCAGGGAGAUACUUCUGAUAUGUGUAUUUUCUUAGGAAAUGAUGUUUGAAAUUUUUGAGGACAAGAAGCACUCUCCCAUGAGAGUGCUCCAAACCCAAAGGCUGAACUACCUGUGGCCAGUAUCUUUCCUGACCAGGACUUGGAGGAGAAAAGGACACAGCCAUCUGGUCCAAAUCAUUUGAGAGGGUCCCCUGUAUGUUCACUCCAAGGCAUGCAGCUCUUACCUGCAGAGAAGAACCGGGACUCCCGGCUCGCCUCACUAAAUAUGUAAUGAUGGAAAUAGAGACUGGAAAUACGCCUGUUCCAUCUGCGUCCUUAUGUGCUCGCAGAAGUGUGCAUUACACACACACACAGAUGUGAUGCCUGGAAAAAGUGAUUAUUUAUUCAGAGCCUUGUAUGUAGUGUACGCUAUAAUAAAUUAUUCUGUACAAAAGAGA
Vicugna pacos (alpaca) is the source of this 7211-nucleotide messenger RNA. It is a transcript of the gene ATP13A4, whose product is annotated as ATPase 13A4. Gene Ontology annotation, molecular function: P-type ion transporter activity; ATPase-coupled monoatomic cation transmembrane transporter activity; ATP hydrolysis activity. The record is from RefSeq and is a predicted model, not a curated record. Gene Ontology annotation, cellular component: endoplasmic reticulum membrane; late endosome membrane. Lineage: Eukaryota; Metazoa; Chordata; Mammalia; Artiodactyla; Camelidae. Gene Ontology annotation, biological process: polyamine transmembrane transport; intracellular calcium ion homeostasis.